UACUUCUCCGCCCCCAAAGCUUUGCCGCUUGUUUAUAAAGCAGAUCCCUGGGUGUGUGCAGACAGAGGAAGAGAGCCAGCCUUCUGGGAUUGAAAGGGAGCAAGAACUGGAUCGGGAAUGGCAAAAUGCGGAGAAUGCGGACCCGGCUACGAAACGCCGCUGGAGGCCAUGAAAGGUCCCCGGGAGGAGAUUGUCUACCUUCCUUGUAUCUAUAGGAACACCGGGAUCAAGAAGCCGGACUACCUGGCCACCGUGGACGUGGACCCCAAAUCCUCCACUUAUUGCAAAGUGAUCCAUCGCCUCCCGAUGCCCAACGUCAACGAUGAGCUGCACCACACCGGGUGGAACGCCUGCAGCAGCUGCUUCGGAGACACCACCAAGAAGCGCAACCGCCUCAUCCUCCCCAGUUUGAUCUCCUCCCGGAUUUACGUGGUCGACACCGGCACCAAUCUGCGGGCCCCGAGGCUCCAUAAGGUUGUCGAGCCCAUUGAUGUCUACUGGAAGUGUAACUUGGCCAACCCUCACACCUCCCAUUGCUUGGGCAACGGCGAAAUUAUGAUCAGCACCAUGGGGGACCCUUCCGGCAACGGCAAAGGUGGCUUUGUCCUGCUGGAUGGAGAAACCUUCGAAGUGAAAGGAAACUGGGAAAAGGGGCCCAAAGUCCCGCCGCUGGGCUACGACUUCUGGUACCAGCCGCGGCACAACGUCCUGAUGAGCACCGAAUGGGGCGUCCCCAAGUGCCUCGCGUACGGAUUUAAUCCGGCUGAUUUGGAAAAAGGCUGCUACGGGAAGAGCGUUCACGUCUGGGACUGGACCACCCAUGAACUCGUCCAGAGUAUCGAUGUGGGGGAGAACUCCAUCCCCUUGGAAAUCCGGUUUCUCCACGAUCCGGACGCCGCGGAAGGGUUUGUCGGCUGCGCCCUCAGCAGUGCCGUCCACCGCAUCUACAAGACCAAGAACGGGACUUGGGCGGCGGAGAAAGUGAUCCAGGUACCCAUCAAGAAGGUGGAAGGAUGGAUGCUGCCGGAGAUGCCAGGACUCAUCACAGACAUUUUGGUCUCCCUGGACGAUCGGUACCUGUUCUUUAGCAACUGGCUCCAUGGCGACAUCCGCCAAUAUGACAUUACGGACACCCGGAAGCCUAAACUGGUGGGACAGGUGUUUCUAGGAGGCAGCAUCGUCAAAGGUGGCCCUGUCACCGUGACUGAAGAUCAAGAACUGGACUGCCAGCCGGAUCCAUUCAUCAUCAAGGGGAAACGGGUUCAAGGAGGCCCUCAAAUGAUCCAACUGAGCCUGGACGGCAAAAGGCUGUAUGUCAGCACUUCUCUCUACAGCGGAUGGGACAAACAGUUCUACCCCGAUAUGGUCAAGGAAGGCUCUGUUAUGCUGCAGAUCGACGUGGACACCAAGUGCGGGGGCUUGAAGGCAAACAAAAAGUUCCUCGUGGAUUUUGGGAAAGAGCCGGAGGGCCCCGCUUUGGCCCACGAGAUCCGCUACCCGGGAGGAGACACCACCUCCGACAUCUGGAUCUGAAGCCACAGAGACGGAGCACCAAAUAUAGGGAUCUUUCCAAACUCCAGGGGUGAAAAAUGGAUGCUCAAGGGGCCUCUAACCGAAUCGGUUCUAAAAAUUCUCACGCUCUUUCCCUCAAAUGUAUUUCUCCAGGCAGGGAACAAACGGAUAUCUUAACAUUAAAAAAACACAAAUAAAAACUCUCCUUUCUGCAGCUAGAAAGCCAGCAUUUCAGCAGACAGUUUCUUCUUGCACUGCUACUUAUCUAGAUGCUGAGAAGACUCUGGAAGAACCAGAUUUGAAUCAUAACUCAGCUGCAGGAACCUUAGGCAAGUUGCAUUCUCUCAUAGACCCAAGGAGCCUCCGGUGGCCUAGGGGAUAAAAGCCUUUUGACUUGAAGGUUGGGUUGCUGACCUGAAGGCUGCCAGGUUCAAAUCCCACCCGGGGAGAGUGUGGAUGAGCUCCCUCUAUCAGCUCCAGCUCCAUGCGGGGACAUGAGAGAAGCCUCCCACAAGGAUGAUAAAACAUCAAAAAAAUCAGGGCGUUCCCUGGGCACCAUCCUUGCGGACGGCCAAUUCUCUCACUCCAGAAUCAACUCCAGUUGCUCCUAAUACGGAAAAAAAAAAUAGACCCAAGAAUCAGAUCUGUAGAAUUGGAGGGAACCAAAUGCUAUCCGAUCCAACCCGUUGCAGUAUGAAUGAAUGAAUUGUUCAAUGUACUAGCCAUAGGCCAUGAAAUCAGUAAUAUACAACCUUUAUGAACACCUUCCAAUUAAAACAUUAAAACUUAUUCAAAAAUUAAAACUAGCUCUUUAAAAUUAUGAUGGGUGAAACUUAACAAUGACAGUGUCGGAUUUUUAUCAUCACAAACCAUUUCCAUUUCUGACCUCAAGUAUGGAUUUUGCUACUUUAGCUCUGACCUUUUGGGAUGCAAUUGCAAAUGUAGCAACUUUAAAGUGUUAUAUUUUUGGAAUAAUCUGCUAGAAAGUCACAGAUCACAACACAUUGUUGCCAUGCUGUCCUUUCUUCCAAGUAAAUUGCAUAUUAUAAUCCAUUGAAAAUAUUCCACAAUUGAAGGGGAAAAUCUAAAAUUAGCAAUGCAGUCGAAUGGUAGGAAAAUCAGAAUAUUUUUUCUGAGUUGCUGUGAGUUUUCCAAGCUGUCUGGUCAUGUUCCAGAAGCAUUCUCUCCUGACAUUUUGCCCACAUCUAUGGCAGGCAUCCUCAGAGGUUGUGAAGUCUGUUGGAAACUAAGCAAAUGAGAAUGUAUUGUCGAAGGCUUUCAUGGUCGGAAUCAUUGGGUUGCGGUGAGUUUUUCGGGCUGUAUGGCCAUGUUCCAGAAGAAUUCUCUCCUGACGAUUCUCCCACAUCUGUGAGCAACCUCUAGGGAUGCCUGCCAUAGAUGUGGGAGAAACGUCAGGAGAGAAUGCUCCUGGAACAUGGCCACACAGCCCGGAAAACUCACCGCAACCCUAAGCAAGUGAGGUUUAUCUUUCUCAGAUUUCUUAGUUUCAAACAAACCUCACAACCUUUGAGGAUGCCUGCCAUAGAUGUGGGCAAAACGUCAGGAGAGAAUGCUUCUGGAACAUGGCCAGACAGUCCGGAAAACUCACAGCAACCCAGUAACUUACUCCGGCCAUGAAAGCUUUCGACAACAUCAUUUUUUUUCCUUUUUGUGUCAGUGACAUUCUCCAGCCACACGAGGUCGUGUUUGGAUUUUUUGGAAAACCAAUGUGCACACCAACCACAUUAAAAGAGAUAUAUGUAGGAAUUUAGCCAAUAAUAUAUAUAUUACAUCUGUAGCUGAACCCCCAAAAUACCUUAUGUAGGCUCCAACGGAAAGUAUUUUGAUGAAGACAAAGUUGGAUUUCUGUGAGUUUUCCAGGCUGUCUGGCCAUGCUCCAGAAGCAUUCUCUCCUGACGAUUCUCCCACAUCUACGACAGACAUCCUCAGAGGUUGUGAGGUCUGUUGGAAAUGAGGCAAGUAGGGUUUAGAUAUCUGUGGGGAGAAAGAACUCUUGUCUGUUGGAGGCAAGUGGGAAUGUUGCAAUUGGCCCUACAGCUUCAAAGCCUGGCUGCUUCCUGCCUGGGGAAAUCCUUUGUUGGGAGGUGAUUGUUUCCUGUCUGGAAUUCCCCUGUUUCUUGCUCUCAGAAACUCCAUAUAACUGAAUGUUUUCUGUCUCACAACCUGAAAAUUUGGAAUCUAGCAUGCUUUGCGCCACUAUUUUUUUUGCUUCCUCUUGAUUCAGAAAAUCACCACAAUGACAGUGAUGACAGAGGUAAUGUUUGCUGUCAGUUGUGUGAGCCGUGUUUAAAUAAAAAUAAUAAUGUUGGAGAAA
This is a messenger RNA of Anolis carolinensis (green anole), 3847 nucleotides long. RefSeq names its product methanethiol oxidase. The transcript has 12 exons. Gene Ontology annotation, molecular function: protein binding; selenium binding. The record is from RefSeq and is a predicted model, not a curated record. Lineage: Eukaryota; Metazoa; Chordata; Lepidosauria; Squamata; Anolidae. The coding region runs from base 118 to 1533 and encodes 471 amino acids.